AAUGCAUCAAAAAGUUUCCGAAACGUCAUUCCUGUCCGAACCUACGGUAUCUCUGUCGUUUAAGCAUCUAUUUAGCGACAAAAAAAGAAGGUUGACUAACCUGCAGUCCUCAUUACAUUUAACGACACUGAGAUUUCCCUCUCCUUUUCCUACUUCCAUAUUUUAUUAUACAUUCUUGAACUUCUUCCUUUGAAUAUUUCCCCGUUCUUCUUCUCUGUCUCAACAAUGGAGAAGAAUCAUCAACACCAUGAUCGUCACUAUCAUCCACCUUCUUCUCAACCAUCAGAGAUUCAAGUCAGAAUGAGCGGGUACAACGCAGUACACCCGUUUGAAAUAGACAGAACUGGUACGCACACGCCUGAUAAUCAAACAUAUUCAUUAUCUGGAGCUCACAGUGGUCCUCCUCCAGUUGUUUAUGAUCGGGAUAAGGAUUUCAAGAAAUGGGUAGCUUGGAUUAUACCUUGUUUUGUUAUUGCUAAUACAGUUAUGUUCGUUAUUACCAUGUUUGUUAAUAAUUGCCCCAAGAAUUCUGUUUCUUGUACUGCUCGGUUUCUUGGGAGAUUCUCCUUUCAGAGUUUUAAGGAGAAUCCUCUUCUUGGCCCUUCUUCUACCACGCUGCUGAAAGUAGGAGCUUUAUAUGUGAGUAAAGUAGUUGAUGAUCAUCAAGGAUGGCGUCUGCUUUCUUGCAAUUGGUUGCAUGCUGGAGUUUUUCAUUUGUUGGCUAAUAUGUUGAGUCUUUUAGUUAUUGGCGUCCGGCUUGAACGAGAAUUUGGUUUUGUUAAAAUCGGAUUGAUAUAUAUCAUCUCUGGAUUUGGUGGUAGUUUGAUGUCAGCUCUUUUCCUUCAAUCAAAUAUCUCUGUUGGUGCCUCUGGUGCAUUGUUUGGGUUACUUGGGGCCAUGCUGUCUGAACUCAUCACAAAUUGGUCAAUUUAUUCUAAUAAGGUAGCAGCUUUCACAACUCUCCUGGUCAUCGUUGUAAUAAAUUUAGCAAUUGGAAUUCUACCACAAGUUGACAACUUUGCCCAUAUUGGAGGAUUUUUUGCUGGUUUCUUGCUCGGGUUUGUGUUUUUAAUCCGCCCGCAGUUUGGAUGGGUUAGCCGAAGAUCUGUUCCUCCAGGAUAUGCUCCAGCAGUUGUUAAAUCCAAGUUCAAGAUGUAUCAGUGCAUUUUGUGGAUCAUUUCCCUUAUUUUAGUAAUUGCAGGGUUAACUCUUGGGCUGGUGUUGCUUCUCCGAGGUGUUGAUGCGAAUGACCAUUGUUCAUGGUGUCAUUAUUUGUCUUGCAUACCUACUUCGAGAUGGAGCUGCAAUACGGAGCCAGGGACCUGCUUGUCUACCCAGAUGGGCAGCCAGCUAAAUGUGACAUGCACAACCAAUGGAAAAACCAGCAUCUACAGAUUGUCAGAUGCAACCAAUUCUCAGAUUCAGGGAUUGUGCACAGAGCUCUGCCGUUGAUUUAUUCACAAGCUGAUGUGAGAUUUCCAUAUGACUAGUAAUUGUGUACAAAAUAUUUUUUUGUCAAAAUGAUAUUUUCUUGAUUUCUUGUGUAAUUGGUGUGUAUUUUCUGUUAAUUAUUAUUAGUUUAUAGUCAUCUAUGCAUGCACGGGUGAAGUUUUACAUAGACCGUCCAUUGUAUUUACGGACAAUGUGAUAGAUAAAGUUUUAUAUAAAAGUAUUCUAAUAACAGUA
This is a messenger RNA of Mercurialis annua (annual mercury), 1686 nucleotides long. RefSeq names its product RHOMBOID-like protein 1. Gene Ontology annotation, molecular function: serine-type endopeptidase activity. The record is from RefSeq and is a predicted model, not a curated record. NCBI's taxonomy places the organism in Eukaryota, Viridiplantae, Streptophyta, Magnoliopsida, Malpighiales, Euphorbiaceae. Bases 226 to 1452 code for a protein of 408 amino acids. Gene Ontology annotation, biological process: proteolysis. The transcript has 6 exons. Gene Ontology annotation, cellular component: membrane.